Messenger RNA from Mytilus trossulus (common blue mussel), 1802 nucleotides. Its product is annotated as putative serine protease K12H4.7. Lineage: Eukaryota; Metazoa; Mollusca; Bivalvia; Mytilida; Mytilidae. Bases 19 to 1521 code for a protein of 500 amino acids. The record is from RefSeq and is a predicted model, not a curated record. Gene Ontology annotation, biological process: proteolysis. The transcript is spliced from 10 exons. Gene Ontology annotation, molecular function: serine-type exopeptidase activity; dipeptidyl-peptidase activity.
AUCACAUGACCCUUCAAAAUGGUAGACGUUCCUAAAGUUUUACCGGUUACUUUAUUUCUUGCAUUUGUGCUUUCUUUAAGUGUAAAUGCAGGUAUUCCUAAAAUUCUUCGAGGGCGACCAAAAGGUGGUAUGCUUGGAGUACCAAAAUGGAAUGGAAAGAAAGAAGAAUUGCCUCCUGACAUGUGGCUGAAACAAAAAUUGGACCAUUUUAAUAAUGCUGAUACAUCAUACUGGGAACAAAGAUAUUUUGUAAAUGAUACCUUUUACAAAGAUGGUGGUCCAAUUUUUAUUAUGAUUGGAGGUGAGGGUACAGCAAGUCCCGUCUGGAUGGUGGAAGGGAUGUGGAUAGAAUAUGCCAAAACUUAUAAUGCAAUGUGUUUCCAGUUAGAGCACAGAUAUUAUGGUAAAAGUCAUCCUACUGAAGAUACAAGUGUAGAGAACCUGCAUUAUCUCAGCAGUGAACAGGCCUUAGCAGAUUUAGCCUAUUUUAUAAGAUAUGCCAGAGAUAAAUAUCAACUGUAUCAUAACAAGCUUAUUACAUUUGGUGGAUCUUAUCCAGGUUCCCUGUCUGCCUGGUUUAGAGUAAAAUACCCACAUUUAGUCAAUGGUGCAGUUGCAACUAGUGCUCCAAUAAAUGCUGUUCUAAAUUUUGUUGAAUAUUUAGAUGUAGUAUCUAAAGCCUUAGACACAACUGGUCCAAUGUGUAAUAAGAUGGUUCAAACAGCACACAUGACAGUUGGCAAGAUGCUUCAGACAGACUCAGGAAGAAAGCAACUAAAAAAACUGUUCAAGUUGUGUGAUGAUAUUGAUAUUGCUAACACCAAGGAUGUAGCUAACUUUUACUCUAAUUUGGCUGGUAACUUUGAAGGUGUUGUACAGUACAAUAAGGAUAACAGGGCUUUUGAGGGUGCAGUUGGGACCAAUAUAACUGUUGAUACAUUAUGUAACAUAAUGGAAGAUGUUGGACGUGGUGAUCCUAUAAAUAGAUAUGCAGCUGUUAACACUUUAAUGUUGACUACAUAUUCAGAAAAAUGUAUGGAUUUUUCUUACAAAAAUAUGAUAGAUGAUUUAACCAAAACUGACUGGAACAGCAGCGCUGCGGAAGGCGGACGUCAGUGGACGUACCAGACAUGUACAGAGUUUGGAUUUUAUCAGACUUCAGAUUUGAAAGAUCAACCAUUUACAGGUUUUCCUUUGAAUUUCUCUAUACAGCAAUGUGUUGAUAUAUUUGGAGCCAAAUUUAAUGCUGAUUUAAUACAGAAAGGAAUCAACAGAACAAACACUAAUUAUGGAGCAUAUGCCAUGAAGCCUACAAAAAUUGUGUUCCCUAAUGGUUCUAUAGAUCCAUGGCAUGCUCUUAGUUUUACUACAACCAGUGCAGAUCAAAACUUCACUACUAUUUAUAUUGACGGUACAGCCCACUGUGCAAACAUGUAUCCGUCUACCCCAGCAGAUCCACCACAACUAACUGAGUCAAGAAAAGUAAUAAGUAGUCUGAUUGGUCAAUGGCUUACCACAUGACAACUCAGUGGGAACAAUGCAUCACAUUUGAUACACAUGGUAUAACCAUAUAUUUAGGAGAUGAAUUUGAGAAAUGAAUGCUAGGAUCACAGUCAAGAGAUGAUAUUAAUUAAAAGAGAACAGUGAUUAUGUAAAAGAUUUUGAAUAGUAUACAUUAUAUACAUUUUGAUAAAUCUUGCCAAUUCUUAUUUCUACCUGAAUGUUUAUUUUUACAUUAUAUUUAUUAUAUUUGUAUAAUUUUCAAUUGUUUUGUUUAUUAAAAUGUUUCCAUGUAAGCUUAA